AUCGAGGGUAGUGAGACGUGAAGCAGAGCGCAACUGGAGAUUAUCUUCCUUUCUGACUAGCUCGUCGAACGGUGCGGUUGCCGAACCGUUAAAUUGUUACAUUUUUAGUUCGUGUUACUUUAAAUUUAAGUUUCAUUUUCGACAGUUGCAUUUAAGUUAUUCCAAACAGUCAAAAUGGGUAAAGAAAAGACUCACAUUAACAUUGUCGUUAUCGGUCACGUAGAUUCCGGCAAAUCUACCACCACCGGCCAUUUGAUCUACAAAUGCGGUGGCAUCGACAAACGUACCAUCGAAAAGUUCGAGAAAGAGGCCCAGGAAAUGGGAAAAGGUUCCUUCAAAUACGCCUGGGUACUCGACAAACUGAAGGCUGAACGUGAACGCGGUAUCACCAUCGACAUCGCCCUGUGGAAAUUCGAAACCGCCAAAUACUACGUGACGAUCAUCGACGCCCCCGGCCACAGGGAUUUCAUCAAGAACAUGAUCACCGGUACCUCGCAGGCCGAUUGCGCCGUGCUCAUCGUCGCCGCCGGUACCGGCGAAUUCGAAGCCGGCAUAUCGAAGAACGGCCAGACGCGCGAGCACGCCCUGCUCGCCUUCACCCUGGGAGUCAAACAGCUCAUCGUUGGCGUCAACAAAAUGGACUCCACCGAGCCGCCGUACAGCGAAUCGCGUUUCGAGGAAAUCAAAAAGGAGGUGUCCUCGUACAUCAAGAAGAUCGGCUACAACCCCGCCGCCGUCGCUUUCGUCCCGAUCUCCGGAUGGAACGGCGACAACAUGUUGGAGCAAUCCGACAAGAUGCCUUGGUUCAAGGGAUGGGCCAUCGAACGCAAAGAGGGCAAGGCCGACGGUAAAUGUUUGAUCGAAGCUUUGGAUGCUAUCCUGCCUCCGUCUCGUCCCACCGAGAAACCUCUGCGACUUCCCCUCCAGGAUGUCUACAAAAUUGGAGGUAUUGGAACAGUACCCGUGGGUCGUGUGGAAACCGGUGUAUUGAAACCCGGUAUGGUGGUCGUUUUCGCUCCGGCCAACAUCACUACUGAAGUAAAAUCUGUAGAGAUGCACCACGAGGCUCUGCCCGAGGCCGUGCCCGGCGACAACGUUGGUUUCAACGUGAAGAACGUCUCCGUGAAGGAAUUGCGCCGUGGUUACGUGGCUGGCGACACCAAAAACAACCCUCCCAAGGGAGCCGCCGAUUUCACCGCCCAGGUGAUCGUCCUCAACCAUCCCGGACAGAUUUCUAACGGUUACACGCCGGUGCUCGACUGUCACACGGCCCACAUCGCGUGCAAAUUCGCCGAAAUCAAAGAGAAGGUCGACCGUCGUUCGGGCAAGACCACCGAGGAGAAUCCGAAAGCCAUCAAAUCCGGAGACGCAGCUAUCGUCAACUUGGUGCCCAGCAAACCCAUGUGCGUUGAAUCAUUCCAGGAAUUCCCGCCCUUAGGACGUUUCGCUGUGCGUGACAUGAGGCAAACCGUUGCUGUGGGAGUCAUCAAGGGUGUCUCGUUCAAGGACCCGUCCGCCGGUAAAGUCACAAAAGCCGCAGAAAAAGCACAAAAGAAGAAAUAGCCUCCUUUAAUCUCCUGUCUGGUUUAUAAUAAAUGUAAAUUAGGACAUUGUUUAAAACUUAUUUUAUAUUGUAUACUGACUUUUGUGAUUUGUAAAUUAAACAUUGUUUUGAUUUACUCGGAAAAACAAUAAAGUGGUUUUCUGAUAUUUGCACUCUUU
Messenger RNA from Phyllotreta striolata, 1722 nucleotides. Lineage: Eukaryota; Metazoa; Arthropoda; Insecta; Coleoptera; Chrysomelidae. The record is from the annotation of a GenBank genome assembly.